CAGAGACAGACUCAGUGGAGGAUCCUCUCUGUGACAGAUGGCCAAGUUACAGUCUACGGUUGUUCUACAGCUUCUGUUUGGAACCUUUAGACUGUGUCUCCUUCACAGAGCUUCAUCUGACCUCAGAUCUGUCCAUCCUGGAGAAAACAUCACCCUGCACUGUGACAUCACUGCAGAUUAUGAGAUAUCGUGGUAUCACCAGAGCUCAGAGGAGAUGAAGCUGCUGGUUUCUGCUGGAAAAGAUAAACUGAAUAAAUCAUUUUCCCUCAAUCAUAAUGUGGAUGAAGAUCACUAUGAUGGAAUAGAAAACUCAGGUUCAGUCAGUUUAGUGGUUAUUGGUGUUAAUGAGACUGAUUUGGGUCUGUAUUACUGUGGAGGACGAGGACAAAAGUCACUGCUGCAGUUUGGAAGAGCCAUCAGACUGACCUUCGCAGAUGAUGAAAAUUAUGAAGAAAAGACCGAAAAUGCUGAAUGUCCUCCAGAUUCUCCAGAUCCCAAGUCCUACCAGAUUCUAAUUGUAGUCCUGCUGUCUGUCUGUUUGGUCUCUGUCCUGAUGAACAUCAUCUUCUUGUGGCUGUUCUGUUACAGGGUGCAAGGCAAGCCAAACAUUUGCUGGCAAGACACCAACAGCACCCAUUCACUUGAGAAGGUGUCUCAGGAGUUGGAGAUGCAGUACGCCAGUCCUGUCUACAACAGAGAUCUCAGUCCUGUCUACAACAGAGAAGCCGCUGAAGAAAACACAGCGCCUGCUUCAGACAACGUGACCUAUGCAAAAGUAUCAAGGCCUGCACCACAAAGCGCCACAAACAUCAGACACCUUCCGGCCUAGACCUUGUCUCACGUAGACUAGUGUAAUCUGAGAUGGCCUGAAGGCUAACAGAUCAAGAAGUCACUGCUCUAUGACCCUGAUUCUCACAGGGGAACCCAGGUGAUGCACAUUUUUCCUACUAAGUGAGAUUCAUUAGCUGAUUGGCUAAUGAAUGACUGUGAUCUAAGCAAGGAGAUUUAGACCGG
Messenger RNA from Colossoma macropomum (tambaqui), 1014 nucleotides. RefSeq lists its product as uncharacterized. Lineage: Eukaryota; Metazoa; Chordata; Actinopteri; Characiformes; Serrasalmidae. Bases 38 to 829 code for a protein of 263 amino acids. The record is from RefSeq and is a predicted model, not a curated record. The transcript has 5 exons.